This is a messenger RNA of Jatropha curcas, 2631 nucleotides long. Its product is annotated as Calmodulin-binding protein. Gene Ontology annotation, biological process: regulation of salicylic acid biosynthetic process. The record is from RefSeq and is a predicted model, not a curated record. Gene Ontology annotation, molecular function: DNA-binding transcription factor activity; sequence-specific DNA binding; calmodulin binding. Lineage: Eukaryota; Viridiplantae; Streptophyta; Magnoliopsida; Malpighiales; Euphorbiaceae. Gene Ontology annotation, cellular component: nucleus.
GAAACAAAGAGGGGACACUUACAAAGUAAUAUAUACAGUAUUCUAUUACUCCUGCCGGCUUUUGAUCUCUCUAUCCAAACUCUCUUCUAGUUCUUUGGUUUUCGUUCCAUUUCUGUUUGGUGACUGAGAAAAUUUUAGCAGGUGGCUUAAUUGAAUUUAAGAUCUGGAAGCUAGGGUUUCUAUAAUUGGGUGAAAAUGCAAACCAGAUAUAUGGAGAGGACUAAUAGUAUGGCUAGAGGGAAAAGAGCUUUAGAAGGUGGAGAAGAGCAGCAACCUGAGCGAAAGCGGCCUGCUUUGGCUAGUGUCAUUGUAGAAGCUCUUAAGGUGGACAGUCUGCAGAAGCUCUGCUCAUCUCUGGAACCUAUUCUUCGCAGAGUUGUAAGUGAGGAAGUGGAACGUGCUUUAGCAAAGUUGGGCCCUCCUAGAAUCAACGGAAGGACUUCCCCAAAACGCAUUGAAGGUCGAGAUGGGAGAAGUUUACAGUUGCACUUCAGAUCCAGGUUGUCUCUUCCUCUUUUCACAGGAGGAAAAGUAGAGGGAGAACAGGGUGCUGCAAUCCACAUUGUUCUGAUUGAUGCUAACAGUGGCCAUGUUGUGACUGCUGGCCCUGAAGCCUCUGUGAAACUAGAUGUUGUGGUGCUUGAAGGUGAUUUUAACAAUGAAGAUGAUGAAGACUGGACACAGGAAGAAUUUGAAAGUCAUGUUGUAAAAGAGCGUGAAGGAAAGAGACCACUGUUGACUGGGGACUUGCAAGUGACCCUGAAGGAAGGGGUUGGAACACUGGGGGAGCUUACUUUUACCGAUAACUCGAGCUGGAUAAGGAGCAGGAAGUUUAGGCUUGGCCUGAAGGUUGUCUCUGGAUUUUUUGAGGGUAUUCGCAUUCGUGAGGCUAAGACAGAGGCUUUUACUGUGAAAGAUCACAGAGGGGAACUCUACAAGAAACACUAUCCCCCUGCACUGAAUGAUGACGUAUGGAGAUUGGAGAAAAUUGGGAAGGAUGGUUCCUUUCAUAAGAAGCUAAAUAGUCAUAAAAUAUUUACAGUUGAAGAUUUCCUGCGUCUUCUGGUCAGGGAUCCUCAAAAGUUGCGGAAUAUUCUGGGGUCUGGUAUGUCAAACAAAAUGUGGGAGGCACUUGUAGAGCAUGCGAAGACUUGUGCCCUGAGUGGGAAGCUUUAUAUCUAUUAUCCGGAAGAUUCAAGAAAUGUUGGUGUUGUUUUUAACAACAUCUACGAGCUAAAUGGUCUUAUUUCAGGAGAACAAUAUACUUCUGCUGAUUCUCUUUCAGAUGAGCAAAAGGUCUAUGUGGAUACGCUGGUGAAGAAAGCAUAUGAAAAUUGGGAUCAGGUUGUAGAAUAUGAUGGCAAGUCUCUUUUGAACUUCAAGCAGAGUAAGAGGUCAAAUGCUGUCCGAAAUGAUUUUCAGAUAGGCCAAAUGGGUUAUCCUAAUUCUUUAGAGCAUCAAAUGCAAAUACCAAGGCUACCAGCAUCAGUUCUUAUUGAGCAGCCUUCUGUGCAUUCGGGCCUCCAAGUUGGAGGGAGUAGUGAUAAUAUGGGAACAGGAUUCUCAUCCCAGUCCCAGCUUAUGAAUCCAAAUUCACGUACCCAGUUUGACAUCUCAUUUACACCACACGAAUUGAUCACCAAUUCUCACCAGACUAGCAUGAGAAAUGAUAACAGUGUUGGCCUAGCCCUUGGUCCUCCUCAGUCAUCUAUGUCAGGGUUUCAAGCUGUUGGCUCUUCCAUGCAGCCAUCUAAUCUCAAUCCUUUUGAUGAUUGGGCCAACAACCGGGACAAAGGAGUUGAUGAAUACUUUGCAGAGGAAGAGAUUCGUCUCCGAAGUCAUGAAAUGCUUGAGAAUGAAGAUAUGCAACACUUACUACGACUCUUCAGCAUGGGAGCCCAUGCCUCUGUAAAUAUACCUGAAGAUGGGUAUGGAUUCCCACCUUAUAUGCAAUCACCAAUGCCAAAUUACGAUGAGGAUCGUACUCGUCCUGGUAAAGCUGUCGUGGGAUGGUUGAAGAUCAAGGCAGCAAUGAGAUGGGGAUUCUUUAUCAGAAAGAAAGCAGCGGAAAGGCGGGCACAACUUGUUGAGUUGGAUGAUGAAUAGUUAGGUUCUGAGGGUCAAGACUAUCUGCAGCAUCACAAGAUAUGUAGGGGAAAAUGCUGAUUAUCUUCUUCUUCUAAGCCAGUGACAUAUUGACAUUUUGGGACUGAAUUAAGUUGUUUUGGAAGUCUUGACUUCUUGACCGGUUGCUGGGUAUUAGUUGGCAGCAAAUUUCUUGUACAGUUCCCUGUACAGUAAGUUGUUUCUUUAAUUUUACUCCUUGAGUUAGCGAAGAUGCUAUUUUCUGAUAGCUUUUAUUAUUGGGUGUAUUAUAAUCUGUUAAAAAGAUUGAUAAGGGGUGAAUUUGUCUCCGUUGAUGGCCCCUUUGAUUCUUCUAGACUGAUUAGGGGAACCUGUUUCCUCUAGUAGGUAUGACGUUUUAAUUUGUACUAUCAAUCAGUGUUUGGUCUAACCUGGUUGUGGCACUUAGUUACCAUUACUUUUGUGGAUUGCUUCUUUCUUUCAACAUCCUUUGUGAGGAUAUGACGUUCUGUCUCUGACAUUGAAUUAUGCAAUUUUGAUUUUGUA